GGUCCCCAGGGUGUGGUUUGAACUUGGGGUGGGGUGAGGGAAUGGAGACCCUGUAGGCAGUGAGAGGUUGGCGGUUUUUCGAGGCUCCAUGGAGGACCGUGGGGGUGUGGGGAGGACGGGGAGGGUGCAGUGUGAAGCUACCACAGGUCACCCUGUGGAAGACAGCGCCGCUGGCCAGGGCAGCUCCUGAGCAGAGAGCAGCAGGGAGACUGGAAGACAGCGCCGCUGGCCAGGGCAGCUCCUGAGCAGAGAGCAGCAGGGAGACUGGAAGACAGCGCCGCUGGCCAGGGCAGCUCCUGAGCAGAGAGCAGCAGGGAGACUGGAAGACAGCGCCGCUGGCCAGGGCAGCACUCCUGAGCAGAGAGCAGCAGGGAGACUCGUCUGGGGGAAAACUCUGAGGCUGGCUGGGGGCAGAGGUGGGGUCACCAGGGAGGGCUGGGAAUUCCUGGGUUCCCUGGGCAUUGAGAACCUCGGUCCCUGUCACAAUGGGCCAGGAUUCCAGGGACCAUCUAAACAGGUUCUGCGGAGCAGGCUCAGCACAGAGAGGGCAGGAGGUGAAGAGGGGUCCUGGAGGACCCCCAGGGCCGCCAUGAAGAUCCGCAAUGAGGCAGAGAUGGAGGAGCAGAUCCAGGAGCUGAAGACCAUCACUCGGCUCCAGGAGCAAUGUCGGGCGCUGCAGAUCCAGUCCGUGAAGGAGAAGACCGUCAAGAACAAGGCCACGCUGGCUCUCCUGCGCAGCAACAUCCGCCGCAGGUCCCAGGAGUGGGCUUUGGCCAAGAAGUACGAUCAGUGGACCAUCUCCAGGGCCUGUGGGAAGGACGUGCCCAUGAGGCUGGCCAACAGCCGCUGCACCAUGGAGGUGGCGCGGGAGAAGCUGCGCAAGUAUGUUUUCGACCGCGUGAACGUGCACAACGUGCUGAUCCACUUGGUGCGGCGGCGCGGGCGGAAGCUGGAGAGUAUGCAGCUGGAGCUGGCCGGCCUGAAGAGCCAGCCGGACGCCACCAAGGAAGAACUGCGCCUGCAGCAGGUCAUCCGACAGCUGGAGAACAACAUAGAAAAGACGACGAUCAAGAUCACCACAAGCCAAAAUAUCCAAUUCCUGUACAUGGACCUGCUGGACCACCUGAAAAAGAAGCUGGCAGGAUACCCCACAGAGCUGGACAAGCUGCAGAAUCUCGUGACCAACUACUGCUUGGAGCUGUCGGACAUGACAGUCAUGUCCCAGGAUGCCAUGAUGAUUACAGAUGAGGUCAAGAUGAACAUGAGGCAAGGGGAGGCCACCUUCAUCGAGGAGCGCCGGGCACGAGAGAACCGGCUGAACCAGCAGAAGAAGCUGAUCGACAAGAUCCACACCAAGGAGACCAGCGAGAAGUACCGCCGGGGCCGGCGGGACUUGGACUUCUCCUCCAACCUGAUGGGUCCAGAAACUCUGAAAGUGAGGAAGAGAGAGGCCUCCAAGGCUGACGUUGAAUACCAAACGAAUGUGACUGCUCUGGUGGAGAAGGUCAAGACUGCCGUGCAGUGCUCCCACCUCUGGGACAUUGCCGGACGGUUCCUGGCUCAGAAGGGCACGGAGGAGGACCUGGAGCUGCAGAUGGAGGACUGUGAGGAGAGGCAGGCACAGCUGGAGGCCUUGAUGAAGAAGCUGGAGAUAGAGGAGGCCACGCUCAAGUUCCGCCAGACGCCCAGCUCCGUCAGCUUUAAGUCUGUUGAGAAGAAAAUGAACGAUAUGCUGAAGGAGGAGGAAGAGCGGCUGCAGCUGGCUCACAGCAAGAUGACCAAGAGUCAGAAGCUGCUGCUGACCAUCCAGACCGGCAUCGACAACCUCUACAUCCGCCUGAUUGGCAUUCCCCUACCCAUAGGCCAGAAGGAAGCAGCGCCCUCGACCACCCUGGACAUGUACAGCAAGCUGGCGUACUGCGAGGGCAGGCUGCUGUACCUGGCUGACCGAGUGCAGACGCUGGCUGAAACGGAGGAGGUCAGCACCAAGGUGAGGGAUGUGUUGGAGUCCUCCACACUGAGGGAGAAGCAGAACACCAGGAUCAGCUUUGAGGAGACGGAGGAGGACGUCAUAGAGACCUUCCAGUUCGCCGACGUGGACCACAGUUACGUGCCCUCGCGGGCCGAGAUCAAGAGGCAAGGUCAGCGGCUGAUCGAGGAGAAACUCAAGGUGGCCAAGAAGAAGAAGAAGUGACCGGAGGAGGAGGAGGAGGAGGAGGAGGAGGAGGCCGCCCUGCCCCACACCCCGCCCCCACGCUUGCAUUGCUUACCCAAAUAAACAUUUUCCCAGGAAUUCGGGGCGCCGAGGGGACGCGGAUGCGAGGCAUCACGUGGGGAAGUCUGCAGGGAAGUGGGGGUGCUCGGUGUGGAUCUGGGUCCUGGGGCUCAGGGGCGAGGGUGAGCAGGGGGGUACCAGGCGGGGGCGCGGACGGGGAUCCGGACUGAGCUGAAAUCCGGGGGACAAACUCGUAAGGCGGGACUGCAGAGUCCGAGGCCCUUUGCCUGCACCGCGCCGCUCUCCCGUGACCCUCGCGGUGCUCGGUACCCUCGCGCCCCGAGCCCCGCGCCCCGCGCCCGCAGCAUUCUGCGCAUCCGCACCUCGCGAGCCGUACUCCGGUGACCCUCGCCGCGCCCCGUAGCCGUGCACCUCGCGCGCCGCACUCCCGUGGCUCUCGCGGCGCCCCGUAGCCGCGCACCUCGCGCGCCGCACUCCCGUGGCCCUCGCGGCGCCCCGUAGCCGCGCACCUCGCGCGCCGCACUCCCGUGGCCCUCGCGGCGCCCCGUAGCUGCGCGCCCCGCUGAGCCGGCGCCAAGAUGGCGGCGCUGACGAGCACAGAGCGGCCGCGCCGGGGGCCGUGGGGGCCGGAGCGGAGCCUCCGCAGCUGAGCCCCCGAGCUGCCCUGCAGGCCGGUGUCCGCCCGCCGGAACCCGG
Bubalus bubalis (water buffalo) is the source of this 2932-nucleotide messenger RNA. It is a transcript of the gene CCDC183, whose product is annotated as coiled-coil domain containing 183. Lineage: Eukaryota; Metazoa; Chordata; Mammalia; Artiodactyla; Bovidae. The transcript has 14 exons. The record is from RefSeq and is a predicted model, not a curated record. The coding region runs from base 590 to 2194 and encodes 534 amino acids.